UCUAAAUAAAUUUCGAAGUUUCUCCCAACUUUUAAUUUGGAGACAUUUCCAACUUCGCCGGAGAACGUGACUCCGUUCGUACUUUGGAAUUCUCCGAUCUCCGGCGACUACUUACGUGAAGUUCUUCACUCGCUUUCUCUCGUUACCUUGAUCGAUCAUGGCGAGACUUGAAGCCUGAUCCAUAACCUUUUGUUUUUGUUUUUGGACUUUGAAUCUGAAUCAAAGCUAAAUUCAUGGCGUCGAGGAAUCGAACUUUGCUGUUCAGGAAGUAUAGGGAUGCUUUGAAGAGUGUCCGAGCACCAACAAGCUCAUCGUCUUUUACGAGCUCCGGCGGUGGCGGACGGGUGAUUGAGUUGGCCAAUACGUCGCUUUUGAAUCCGAAUCGGUCUUAUGCACCGCUCAGUACUGACGAUCCGGGUAGUUCAAGUAGGGGUGCACUCACUGUUGGUCUACCUCCAGCUUGGGUAGAUGUAUCUGAAGAAAUAUCAGCAAAUGUGCAGCGUGCACGUGUGAAAAUGGCUGAACUGACUAAAGCCCAUGCAAAGGCCUUAAUGCCUUCUUUUGGGGAUGGUAAAGAAGAUCAACGUUUGAUUGAAGCCCUUACACAAGAGAUAACUGGUCUGAUAAGGAAAUCAGAGAAGAGACUACAAAGACUUUCUGCAGCUGGGCCAUCUGAAGAUUCAAAUGUUAGAAAAAAUGUGCAGCGCUCUCUUGCUACUGACCUCCAGAACCUCUCAGUGGAGCUUAGAAAGAAACAGUCGGCUUAUUUGAAGCGUCUCAGGCUGCAAAAAGAGGGUGAUGGAGUUGAUAUAGAGAUGAAUCUAAAUGGAAGUAGAUCUAGAGUGGAAGAUGAUGAUUUGGAUGACAUGAUGUUCAAUGAGCAUCAACUUGCAAAGCUUAAAAAGAGCGAGGCAUUCUCAGUAGAAAGAGAGCGAGAGAUCCAACAGGUGGUAGAAUCCGUAAAUGAGCUUGCUCAGAUUAUGAAGGAUCUGUCGGUACUCGUGAUAGACCAGGGUACCGUAGUUGAUAGGAUAGACUACAAUAUUCAGAACGUUGCAACAACAGUUGAGGAGGGCCUCAAGCAACUAAAAAAGGCUGAGAGAACACAAAAACAAGGAGGGUUGGUAAUGUGUGCUUCGGUUCUCGUCAUCAUGUGUAUCAUCAUGUUGGCUCUUUUAAUCAUCAAGGAAAUAAUCUUGUGAUCUGUCUUGAGAGAGCUCUUUCCAGCAUUUGGAUGCCAACUAAUUCUUGCAAUCCCUCCCCCAACUGAGAUUUAUACACAUACGAAAUUGGUUACGUUGUUCCCAGCAGAGAAAGAAGUUUCGAGGCUCCGCAGCAACUUCGGUUUUUUCCUUUUCUUUUUAUUUUUUCUGGCCAUGGGAACAGCUAUUUAGUAGGAACAAUCAAGAGAUUACUAUUCAUUUGCCCAUUUUUAUUAUGGAACGUUGGGGAGGGGAGAGAUUGAUUAACUGGGAAUGAUUGUUCUGGGAUAUAUAUAUGUAUAGAGAGGGAGAGAGAAUUUGCCAAGGAACCAAUUGUUGAUUUUCUUUCUCCCAGGAUUUUGGUGCUUUGGUUUCUUAGCAAACACAUUAUAUGGUGAUGAUACUUUUGUUAAUUUCAUCGUUUGUAUUGACUUCAUUAUACAAAUAAAAAGAAACACGUCUCUUAUUCAAUCAAAUUCAAAA
Molecule: messenger RNA, 1685 nt
Organism: Humulus lupulus (European hop)
Lineage: Eukaryota; Viridiplantae; Streptophyta; Magnoliopsida; Rosales; Cannabaceae
Product: syntaxin-43-like
Exons: 8
Coding region: 234-1202 (322 amino acids)
Biological process (GO): vesicle fusion; vesicle-mediated transport; intracellular protein transport
Cellular component (GO): SNARE complex; membrane; endomembrane system
Molecular function (GO): SNARE binding; SNAP receptor activity
Source: RefSeq, a predicted model, not a curated record